UGGAGUUCGGGCUUUGAAUCGGGGGUGGUGGGGGUCUGCAGUAAUCAGAGUCGAUAGGAAAGCAUCCUGAUAGACUUGCAGAAAACACGAUUCGCCAACUUUUCGUCGGUUUUGGUCCUCUUGUGAACCAAAACUAAAAAUGUCAGUCCCAAACUCUUCAAGCAAAAAAGAAGAAAAGGGCAAGAACAUACAAGUGGUUGUACGAUGCAGACCGUUCAGUUUAGCAGAGCGGAAGUCAAACUCCACCAGUGUGGUUGAUUGUGACACCAUAAAGAAAGAAGUUACUAUACGUUCUGCUGGCCCAGGAGGUGAAAAGGCACCCAAAAAGUAUACAUUCGACAUGGUAUUUGGGCCUUCUGCAAAACAAAUCGAUGUAUACAAAAGUGUGGUAUACCCCAUCCUGGAUGAAGUAAUCAUGGGAUACAAUUGUACCAUUUUUGCGUAUGGACAAACUGGUACUGGAAAAACCUUUACAAUGGAAGGUGAAAGAUCACAAAAGGAACAAUACACCUGGGAAGAAGAUCCCCUGGCUGGAAUUAUUCCACGCACACUGCAUCAGAUUUUUGAGAGGUUGGCAUCACAAGGCGCUGAGUUCUCUGUGAAAGUUUCUUUGUUGGAAAUUUAUAAUGAAGAGCUGUUUGACCUUUUGAGCCCUAUAUCAGAUGUUAAUGAGAGGCUGCAGAUGUUUGAUGAUCCCCGCAACAAGAGGGGAGUUAUCAUCAAAGGACUUGAAGAAAUUUCCGUCCAUAACAAAGAUGAAGUUUAUCAAAUUCUGGAGAGGGGAGCAGCAAAGAGGACAACUGCAGCAACUCUGAUGAAUGCAUACUCGAGUCGUUCCCACUCAGUUUUUUCCAUUACAAUCCACAUGAAGGAAACGACACUCGACGGGGAGGAACUAGUAAAGAUUGGCAAGUUGAAUUUGGUGGAUCUUGCUGGAAGUGAGAAUAUUGGCCGAUCCGGAGCUGUUGAUAAGAGAGCUCGAGAAGCUGGCAACAUCAACCAGUCAUUGCUUACUCUGGGCAGAGUAAUUACAGCGCUGGUGGAGAGAACCCCUCAUGUGCCAUACAGAGAAUCAAAGCUAACUAGGAUCCUCCAGGACUCUCUGGGUGGACGGACUAAAACAUCCAUCAUUGCCACCAUUUCCCCAGCGUCUGUGAAUUUUGAGGAAACGAUCAGCACUCUGGAUUAUGCCUACCGAGCAAAGAACAUCUUGAAUAAACCUGAAGUCAACCAGAAGCUCACCAAGAGGGCCCUGAUUAAGGAAUACACAGAAGAGAUUGAAAGAUUGAAGCGGGAUCUUGCUGCAGCACGUGAGAAAAAUGGAGUGUACAUGUCUGCUGAAAACUAUGAAUUUGUGCAAAGUAAGGUGGCUGCUCAGGAAGAGUUAAUUACUGACUAUGUAGAAAAGAUUGCUGUCAUGGAGGAGGAGCUGAAACAAAUCAAUGAGCUAUUUUUGGAAAACAAGAAGGAGCUUGAACAUUGUACAUCUGAACUGCAACAGCGAGAACAAGUACUUCAAGAGACUCAGCAAGACUUGGAGAUGACCAAAAUAAAAUUGUCUGAGGAAGAAUUUAUGUGUGAUGCUCAUGCCCACACUGAAGAAAAGCUCUAUGACACAGCCAGUGAGUUGCUGCAAACGGUUGAAGACAGUACAAAGGAUGUGUCGGGUCUCCAUGCUAAGCUUGACCGCAAAAAAGUUGUUGAAUUUCAUAACUGCAAAGCGCAGGAUGUCUUCAUGAGACAGAUGAAUGACCUGUUCACCAAAAUGCAGAAAAAAUCUGAUGAAACUCGUGUGAAGCAGCAGGGAAUGCUUGAUUUCUAUGCCACGUCGAUUGGCGAACUCCUGAGUGCAAAUGCCUCUGCGUUUAGUUCUGUUGCAUCUGCAGUGGGCACUUCUUUUGCGUCUGUCAAGGAAAUGGUUUCUUCUGGGGUAUCGCAAAGUCUUCAGGAAUUGCUUAAGCAGGAGAGUAUGACUCAACACUCAUCGAACAAGGUCCAGAAGGCCCUGGAAGAACAUAAACUGGAAAUGGAAAAAGAGCUUAAGAAGAAUUUACAGCCCAUUGUUAUCUCUGUAGUGGAACUGAACAAUUGUCUUAAGCUGAAUUUUCAGACCUAUUCUGGAAUAGCUGAGAAGCUGGAAGCCAUGAAAACGGAUACUGACGAAUUCUUUGGACAACACAGCAAGAUGCUUAGUAAAAUACAAGAAACCACUUGCAACGCUCUGGGCAACAUUCAAAAUGAGAAUGAAAAACUCAAUCAAGAGCUACAAAAGUUGCAACAAGAGCAGAUGGAGGGUAUUUCAAAAGUCAUCUCAAAUCUACAGAGUCAGCUUGGUCAGUUAGCCCAGCAAAUUCAGCAGAGCUAUGAUAAUAUUCAAAUACAAAAUGGAAAUAUGCAUCAGUCAUUGACUCUGCUUCAAGAUGAUGUGCAGUUACAAUCUGCAAAGGCUAUGGAGAAUGCAGCUUCUCACCAAGGGAAACUCCUGACUACUUUAGAUGUUUUGGCAAAUGAAAUCCGAGAAACAUCCAGUGAGGGGUUGAAGUUUGCAGAUCAGUCAAAUAUGAAGUGCCAACAACUCAACUCUGGUAUGCUGACACUUUGCCAGGAAAGUAGUCGAUGGUGUGAAUCAACAGUUGGCACUGUUGACAUGUUCAGUCAGGAACAACUCUGUUCCCUUAGAGGUAACAAAAGGAGGUUGGAGAACCAUGAACAAACUGCCAGUGAGAGUUGUGACACUCUAGUCAGGGAAAUAACAAAACAGCUGAAGGAAGAGUCCGAUACUAAGGAAUCAGCACUAUGCAUUGUCCGUGAUCGGGUUAAUGACGAUAAAGGUGUGAUGAUGCAGCAUAUGACAGAGUUAAGUGAGCACGCUGAGGCAGGACUAAACAAUGUCCUGAACUUCUUAAAUGAACAACUCCAGCAGGACAUUCCAACAGGCACCACCCCCCAGCGCAGAGAAUAUAUUUACCCGCGAACCUUCUUGAGAACAGAGCCACGGGAUGCCUUGGUUGUUCAGUUCAAAGCACAGCAGCAGCAGCUUCAGAAUUCUUUGAAUGCUGCCAUGUCCAUCCAAGAAGAACCUGUUUGUGAGCAGGAGUCUGUAGAAGAUGAUAAAGCAAGCAUCCAGAAUGACAGCAUUGCCAGUGAGAAGUUGAGUACUGAAGAGGAUUUCUGUGUAAAUAGUGGUGGUGCCCCAUUUUUCAAGCAUCAGAAAAGAUAUAAAAGAGACAAAGAAAACAAAUCUGCUGUUAGUUUUGACAAAUCAAAGUCUUUGGAAGAGAAUCUAACCCUCUCAGCAUCAAAAUCAAAGCUGCCACUCAGAAUACAAAAUUAGUUCUUUCAUUGUUCUUCUUUUGUAAUUUUAAUUAAUCUUCAACAUCUGAGUUUAUUUUGCUUCAAUGUAUAUUGCUGUCUAUAAUUUUGUUUCACUGCCUCAAAAUUCCAAUGAUCUAAGUAUUGUUACUUGAUCAUUACCUUUUCUUUCCUCAUGGAAUCCAUUUGAAACAAUUCUUUCAAAUUAUGUUCUGUACUUCUCUCACUUAAAUAAUUGUUUAAAGACUUGUUCUAUGCUCUGUAAUGUCAAAAUAUGUAUUUCUAAUACUGGAUAACCUAAGCCUUUUGUAGGCUUUAUCCUAAUGUAUUUGGUUGUAUAUACUUCAAAAUAAAAUGCCAUGCUGACUCAGAAACUAUUUUAUAUAAAUGGUGUAAAUUGCAUUGCUUUGGAAGUGCAUUUUUUGUUGUUAAACAUACAACUAAUAAAGUUUUAUAGGACCA
Messenger RNA from Rhincodon typus (whale shark), 3774 nucleotides. RefSeq names its product kinesin family member 11 (gene kif11). Gene Ontology annotation, biological process: mitotic spindle assembly; microtubule-based movement. NCBI's taxonomy places the organism in Eukaryota, Metazoa, Chordata, Chondrichthyes, Orectolobiformes, Rhincodontidae. Gene Ontology annotation, cellular component: nucleus; spindle microtubule. The record is from RefSeq and is a predicted model, not a curated record. Gene Ontology annotation, molecular function: ATP binding; plus-end-directed microtubule motor activity; microtubule binding. Bases 140 to 3334 code for a protein of 1064 amino acids. The transcript is spliced from 24 exons.